AUGGCACGCCGUGUCAACUGGCGCAAGAUCGGCCUGGUGGAUGUCGACGCCCUGCGUAGCAAUGGUGACAUGGGCCCGCUCCAGGAGCUGCUGGAGAAUGUGACCUUUUGCGACAUCUACACCGAGGACCUCGAGGGCGUCGACUUGAACUUUAUCAAGCUCUUCCGCCUCGCCCAACUCAUGCUGGAGCACAUCCUUCACAAGCAAGAGGACUUGCUGCACCAGCUUCAAGCUCGCGAACAGGAAGUCGCCCACCUCACCGAGGAGGCUGCGGCCGCUCACACUCGGUAUCAGGAGGAACACAAGCAACAUAAGACAGUCAAGCGCACGCUCAAGGCUUUGCAGAGCUCUGUUGGUGCAACCCAGCAAGGCAAUGCGACGUGCCAAUUUUGCGGCAAGAUUUUUGCUACGCGCCCCUUCUUGGUUGCUCACAUGCAACGCCGCCACGCCGAGUACGGCCCCUUUCCCCUGAUCGACCCGAGCGCUGAGGAUGAAAAUCGCCCGCGAGGACGCGACAAUGAGACGCACUCUGCCGCUGCCACCAACAAGGCCUUGCAAGAGCUGCAAGAACAAGUCCGGACCCUUCACGAGGCCUUGGCCCGCCAACGCGACGAGGCCGCCCGGCAACUGCAACAACAGCUGCUCAAUACCACCGUCGCACAGCAAAGCUUGCACCAGCCCUCGUCCACCGACACGGCUACCAAGGACCGCCUCACCGAGCUGGAGCGGCAACUGCGAGACGUCCAGCAGGAACAUGGCCGACAGCUGCAGUGCGUAUACCACGGGCCCAUGUUCAGCAACCCAUCGUCUUGCCCCGCUCAACUUUUUUCCCUCCCUCACGGCCAUUGUAGACAAGUUGCACGUGAUCAAGAGCGUGCUGCGGACGAGCGCGUUCGCAACUUGCAGCGACAACAUCAGGAUGCCACUUUGUUGGCCUCGGUAGCCUCACCACGCCACCGCCGCACCGUGGCCACCGAGCAAGUCGACGAGAGCAGUGACAGCGAUGACAACCGUCGACACACGGCCGGUCGCUCAGCCAAGGCAGCAGACCAGCAAUUGCAGCAACAAGUUGCCGCCCUACAACAGCAGCUGUUGAACCAACAGUCGCAGUUUCAACAGCAGCUGGAACGACAGGCAGCACAAACCCAGGCCGUCCUUCAGCAAGCCCGUGCACCCACCGAGGCGCAUGAGCGUGGAUCCAGCUCUGAACUGACGCAAACGCUUCUGCAACAACAACAGCAACUGGCUUCGAAUCUCAAUGCCUCCCAUCGACAGCGCGAACAAGAGUUGCAGACGCAACUGCGCGAGCAACAGCGGCAGUUGACAACCAUGCAGCGCAGCUUGGCUCGUGCGCAGUCACAAUCCUUUCUGUCGCCAGAUGCACCCAUCGCCGCUUCCCGGGGCAUGCACCGCUCCCGCACCUCACCAAACCUGCCCGCGGUUGUAGCAGAGCCCACGACACCCGCUCGUGGUGAUCGGAACAAGUCGCCGAGCGAAAAGCCGCGUCGCCCACCACCCCCAGCGGAUGUACGAGGGUCGACCCCGAGCAAAGACCGCGAGCCCCGGCGGGCUCGCUCUCGAAGCGCAUCAGCCGGUGUGCAACGCACUCGCUCCGUAUCCCCACCAAAACGCGGUCGUGCUGAUGAUCGGCAAGGACGCAGCCGUCAGCGCGAUGCAACCCCGAGCCGCGAUCGACCGCGCAUGACCAUGAGUCUUCCUCGCAUGCGUCUGCCGUCCUUCCUCAAGGGUCUGCGUCGGCGCACCGCAAGCACGACUGAUGUGGGCCGACGUGAGCGAGAGGAGCAAGAACGGCAAGCCACCACUUACUUGGAUGAUGUUGAUUGGGUGUCCCGCGAGAAAGUCUUUGAGGCGCGCCACGCAGUUGUGGGCAACAUCGAGCAACGCAUGGCCCUUCCCAAAGACCAAAAUGCCAUGAAGCGGUCUGACUUUGAGUAUCGUCUUGAGGGCUUGCCAGAGCCGAUGGGCAAUCGCGCCGAGAUUCGAAAUGACAUUCUGCGUGAUCUCGACGAGUUUGUUCGGGCCACGUAUGAACCGACGAUUGUUCCAACCACGCUGGCUGCACCGGCCGUGCUGCGGCUCUCCCCCGUGCCUGCCUCGCACUCUGAGCCACGCGAUACGGUAGCCCCGAUCAUCGUACAACCCGAGCCUGAGAGUGCCUCGACGCCACGCGCCAACAGCGGGGGCUCUUGGGGAGUCGAGGACGAUGACCAAGAUAUCGACGACGCUCAAACCGUGACCCGCCCUCCCAGCACCAUGCCCGCCACCCUUGUUGUUCCCAAUACCAAGGCAGACCUGCCAAGUGACGACUACGAAUGGGACUCCUCAGACGUAUCUGCCCUAAGCGACCCCCCUGUGGAUCAUGUCCUGGUCCCCGCCAACACUGGUAGUACGCCUGCUGCUAGCCGGAUCCAGGCCACAACAGUUGCUGCCGCACCUGCUGCUUCCGCCAGCAAAACGCCGGGGCGCACCACGAAACCCCCCGUGCAUGUCUUGGCCCAGAUUUUCCCAGGGUGCAGCCAGCGGCACAAGUUUGGCAUUUCAUUCAGCACUCGAGACAAUGAGUAA
Molecule: messenger RNA, 2586 nt
Organism: Monosiga brevicollis MX1
Lineage: Eukaryota; Choanoflagellata; Craspedida; Salpingoecidae
Exons: 11
Coding region: 1-2586 (861 amino acids)
Biological process (GO): cilium assembly
Cellular component (GO): cytoplasm; ciliary basal body
Source: RefSeq, a predicted model, not a curated record